Messenger RNA from Cladophialophora psammophila CBS 110553, 1752 nucleotides. RefSeq lists its product as uncharacterized. The record is from RefSeq and is a predicted model, not a curated record. The coding region runs from base 1 to 1752 and encodes 583 amino acids. Gene Ontology annotation, molecular function: transmembrane transporter activity. The transcript is spliced from 4 exons. Gene Ontology annotation, biological process: transmembrane transport. Lineage: Eukaryota; Fungi; Ascomycota; Eurotiomycetes; Chaetothyriales; Herpotrichiellaceae.
AUGACCGAUGCAGCUGGUGGACCAAUCUAUUCCGUCUUCACAAAGAAUCAAAAAAUCUUCAUCGUGUUUAUGGCGUCGUGGGCUGGCUUCUUCUCUCCUGUGUCCGGCCAGAUCUAUUUCCCUGCUUUGAAUGCGUUAGCGAGAGAUUUGCGUGUUUCUAAUUCACUGAUCAACUUGACCCUGACCUCUUAUAUGAUAUUCCAAGGCCUUGCCCCUACGUUUGUUGGAGAUCUUGCUGAUGCUGCUGGUCGGCGUCCCGCAUAUGCUGUUUGCUUUACUAUAUACAUCCUUGCCAACAUUGGGCUUGCGCUCCAGAACAGUUAUGGGGCGCUGUUUGUCUUGCGCUGUUUCCAGAGCUCAGGUUCGAGCGCCACCAUUGCCAUGUGCAGUGCCGUUGUGUCCGACGUUGCCACCGCGGCAGAAAGAGGCAGGUAUAUGGGGUUUACCCUGGCAGGAUCUCUGCUUGGCCCAGCCUUGGGCCCCGUCAUCGGAGGUGUCCUCGCUCAAUUCCUCGGGUGGAGAGCCAUCUUCUGGUUCCUGAUGAUCAUGGGCUCCGCGUUCAUGGUUGUCUUUGCAAUUUUCUUCCCAGAGACAGCUCGUAAACAGGUCGGCAACGGUUCGAUUCCUCCAAAAGGCUGGAAUAUGUCUCUCAUGAAUUACAUGGCAAUACGCAAAGCCCGAAAACUGCAUUCCCCAGAUCAAAUGUCAACGAAAGACAAUCACCCCCAAAAGGAGACUCGUCACAAAAAGAAGUUCCGCUUCCCCAAUCCACUGCGGUCUCUUUAUAUCAUCAUGGACAAGGAGAACGCAUUGCUUCUGUUCUACAAUGCUUUUCUCUUUGCAGCUUUCUACGACGUCACAGCUACCUUACCUUCCCAAUUGCAGGCGAUCUUUGGCUUCAACGAACUACAAAUCGGCUUGUGCUUCAUUCCUUUCGGCUGCGGGUCCCUAUGUGCUGCCCUGACAAAUGGACAACUCUUGGACCGCAACUUUGCUCGUUGGUGCAGGAAACUUGGCGUGAAGAUCCGGAAGGGGAGAAAUCAAGACUUGAGCAAUUUCCCAAUCGAAAGGGUGAGGUUGCAGAUUGCCAUACCUGCCGCAUAUCUUACAUCAAUGUUGGUUCUUGCGUUCGGCUGGAUCCUGGAUGUCAAUGGGCCUCUCCCGGCCCUACUCGUCGUCCUCUUUUUCACCAGCUUCAGCAUGUCUAUUGCGUUCAACGUCACGAGCACACUCUUGGUUGAUUUCUAUCCAAGAGCCCCCGCCACGGCGACGGCGGCGAACAACCUUGUCAGAUGCGGCUUAGGUGCAGGCGCUACGGCCGCCGUGAUACCAAUGAUCGAUGCGUGGGGCAGAGGCUGGACGUUUACAUUUUUGACCUUAUCUCUAAUCGCGACAUCCCCGAUGCUCUGGGCUGUGUAUUUCUGGGGAAUGAAAUGGAGGACUGAAAGACGAGAAAGGGAAGCCAGGGCUAGGCAACUGAAAGAAGCAAAGCUGAACCACCAGAGCUUCGGAGAAAAUGGGGGCUUCACAGAGGUCAACGGCGAUGAAAAACCGCCCGUGGAAGGGGGAGCUGUCGAGAUGGCCGCCAUGGCCGAGAAGGACCAAGAAAUGCGAUUUACCUUCCAAGAGCCAUCCAAGGACAUGUCCAAAGCGCGCGAUGAAGAUAAAAUCCAGGAUCUUGAUGAUGCUACGAGUCGAGAAGUCCAGGAUGUCACGCUAUCGAGAUCGUUCUCAUAUGAGUCUGGGUAUUGA